CAUACUGCGAAGAGUGUCAAGUAUCUCUUGAUGUCAAAGAUGAUAUGAUGAUUAUGGUCUGGUAUAUUUGAGUUUAUAAGGGAACAGAAUAUAUUUUUAGUAAAUUCACUCAAAUAUCUAGUAUAAUCUUAUCUGAGACAUUGAAAACACUUAAUACUCUCAAAGCCACAUUUGUGGGUCAUAAAACAAUAAAGAAAUUUUAUCUCUAAAUUUAAUAACAAUACCUUGUACCUACUAUUUUGCAUUAAGUUAUUUAAAUAUUUUAUCAGAAUAUUUGUUUAGGCAAAACAAAUUUUGAUCGCAACAAUAUAUAAACUCGUAGAAUUUAUCGUGAAUUUUACUUUAUUUUGGAUUUAUUAAAUUACUAUUAAGAUUAUAACACGAUUUUAAUGUAUGAUAUAUCUGCUUCAAUAGACAGACGACUGUUUAUGAUACGGGUAAUAUGUGCGCUCAUUGUCUGUGUGAUUGUAAAUUCUAGUGGAUUACAAAGGAGCAUCAUAUCAGUUGUAGUGUACCUUUUGACAUACUGGUUAUAUUUGGUUUAUUUUUAUUUUUUUUAUAAAAUGCUUAAUAUAAAAAUUACUGGAUUUCAACUUCAGAUACUUAUUUCGUUAUGUUUGUAUUUGGGACAAAUGUUAAUUGGUUUUACAAUAUCAUGGUCAGGACCUAUUAUACCGAAACUUCAGGACUUAGAACAAUCUCCUCUAUCACAUAAAUUGACGGACACACAAGCUUCUCUUAUUGCAUCUUUAUUGUACAUAGGCUGUAUACCAGGUCCAUAUUUAGUGGGAUGGCUUUCAAACACCAAGGGUCGAAAACCAUGUUUUCUACUAGGUGGUCUUAUUAGCAUAAUAGGAUAUAUUCUGCUCGUUACUACCCACACUCUGACAAUUCUCUACGUCGGAAGAUUGAUGACAGGUUUAGGCAAUGGCUGCAUCUUUCUAAUGAACCUUGUUUAUAUGGGAGAAAUGUCGUCUACAAAUAUCCGUGGUAUUUUGCUUGCCAUUCUAGGAAUAUCUAUUACUUUAGGUUCAACAUUAUUGUUCACAGUAACAUCAUUUUUCUCUUAUCGAGCUACAAACUACGUUGGGGUAGCGUUAACUACAAUAUUCACUUUAUGCGUACUUAUGAUCCCAGAGUCACCGAUGUUUUACGUUUUAAAAGGAAAUGAUAAUGUUGUGAAAAAAAUAUUAGCGGACUUAGACAGAUUGGACGACUUAGAAAAAAUAAUUGCAUCAAAGGAGGAUUCCAGGACUAUAAGUAAUAGAAAAGACUGGAAAGAUUUAUUUACAAUAAAAAGUAACAGAAAAGCAUUGUUCCGAGUUAUGUCAAUUAACAUUUUACAACACUGUAGUGGUGUUAUGGCUGUUAUAUUUUUUUCGUCAACUAUUUUUGAAUUAGCCGGAUCAAAAAUAGACGGGAAUAUAGGAAUGUUAAUUAUUAGUGGUUUUCAAUUACUGGGAAGCACGGUGGCCCCGGUUUUUAUUGAAAAGAUUGGAAGAAAGAUCGUCUUGAUGGUAUCCUGCGUGAUUUGUUCUGCGGCUAUGUUCGUCAUGGGAACAUAUUUUUAUCUGUUGCAUCUGGAAAAUCCAGUAAUCAAAACUAUGCAUUGGUUACCACUUGUAAUUCUAAUAAUAUUUUUCAUUGGAUAUGAUUCAGGUCUAGGAAUAAUCCCGAAUGUCUUGAUCGGUGAGAUGUUCACGCCAAAUGUUAGGAGCCAUGGCUCAACUUUAGCAGUCACAGUGACCUGGUUAAGUGGUUUCCUAGUAACUACAGCUUUUGGAGCGAUAGUAAACGACGUUGGUGCAUUCGUCCCAUUUUGGUUCUUUUCCUUAACUUCUAUUAUCGCAUUCUUCUUCACCGUAUUUUUCAUUCCUGAAACUAAGGGUAAAAGUUUGUUACAAAUACAAGUGGAUUUAGAUAAACAAUAGGUUUACAAUUUUCAUGAUAAGCCUAUUAAACUUACUAAUUCGUUAUUACUACAGUUUUUCACUAAGGGUUUAAUAAAAUCCCAACAAAAUCAAACAGUUUACGUUUUCACAGUUAGAAAACUAAUUAAAUUUAUAAUUUGAUAUAGGCCGAAAAUUUUACAAAAAAAAAAUCUAGAUUAGACAAAGAAAACAGUUAGUCGAGGUUGCUUAAUUAGUCUUAAAACAAAAUUAAGAAUUAGUAAUAACAUUUUAAUGGCAAAUUCUAUUCACGUCUAUGUGUAAACUGCCGAAACAACCACAAACCUACCUAAAUAAAACUAAGAUUUUGGAAUAUACUACGCGUUUUUUUAUUAAUUU
Messenger RNA from Danaus plexippus (monarch butterfly), 2288 nucleotides. Its product is annotated as facilitated trehalose transporter Tret1-like. Bases 390 to 1931 code for a protein of 513 amino acids. NCBI's taxonomy places the organism in Eukaryota, Metazoa, Arthropoda, Insecta, Lepidoptera, Nymphalidae. Gene Ontology annotation, molecular function: transmembrane transporter activity. The transcript has 8 exons. Gene Ontology annotation, biological process: transmembrane transport. Gene Ontology annotation, cellular component: membrane. The record is from RefSeq and is a predicted model, not a curated record.